Molecule: messenger RNA, 2493 nt
Organism: Gryllus bimaculatus (two-spotted cricket)
Lineage: Eukaryota; Metazoa; Arthropoda; Insecta; Orthoptera; Gryllidae
Source: the annotation of a GenBank genome assembly
GAGCCUGUCGCGGGGCGCGCGGCGCUGGCGCGAGGCGCGGCGCGCGUGCUGGGCGCGCGGGAGCGACCUGCUGGACGACGUGGUGAUCCAGUGAGACAGAGCGAUUUCGUGCACUGGGCGUCGGGCCGCCCGUCGAUGUCCUCAUCUGAAGAGGCCCGAGAUGCGUGUGGGGCACUGGCGGUAGAGAGCCUCUUGUACGAUGUUCCCUGCGACGAUCCCUUGCCGUUCUUUUGUCUGCGUGUCCAGUCGCCGAGUUGGUGAAGAAGCUUCAUAUAAUACGCGAAGAUUCAAAUGAUUUGAAUAACUUCUUGUCUUUAUUACCGAAAUAUAAGAAAUACAUUGCUGAUAUGUACAUCACUCCAUAUGUAUUCACUUUUUUUAUUGCUUUCUUCAUCGACCAGAAGACUAAUACGGAAAUGUCUCAUAAUAAAUGUUAUAAAGUUCUAGAGAAUGUGGAGGGGUAAAAAAUGAUCACCUUUUGCUAAUGAAUGUAGGUUAGAAAUUUUAUAUAUUGAAGUUACAUAUGUGUUCUCCCCUAAUUUUAAGGUAACCCUUUAUGUACAGAGUUUUGGGAAGUCACGUUCUGACUCAUUCAAGGAGAAAACUUCGUUAUUAGCAAUUUCUCAUUCGUUGGCAAAAGGUGAUCAUUUUCUAACUCUAUGUAUCCCUUGGAAACCUACAACAUUUAUUCUCAGACACCUUUGUAGUGCCUCAGAGAUCUUGUAAUUGGCCAACGGUAUGCCAGAUCUCCAUCGUUUGCAGAGUAUUAUCUUUUCACGAGGUUUUGCUGCAAUGCCUAAUUACAGCACCUUUGGAUGUGGGUAAAAAGUGGGACUUUUCACUGGAAAAUUGAAAAUUAUAAAAUAUUUUGGAAAUAUUUGUAUAAUUUAUGGUUUUGUAUUAUAUAGUUACAAAUCUUACUAAAUUGUGAAGAUACAUCAGUCUUUAUUCGACAUAAAAUAUAAUAUGUUUUGUCAUGAACAUUUCAUGCAAAUAUUGUUGCGAAAAGCUUUUUUCCUUGUUUCUUUCUGGUACUUUUGUCUAGCAGAAAGGCGGUUACCCUUACAGGUAUAUUCGACCAUACACAAGACACCAUCACACUUGCGGGCUCCUCUGAUCUGUGGCCAGCAGAACAGGAUGCCCUCCACGGGAACGUAUACAGGCAAGGGACAAGCAACCAUGCCCAAGGCGGGACUGGAACCCGCGAUCCUUCGUACCGAAGGGCAGAGUUGGUACACGCUCUUAGCCAUCUCGGCCAAUCAGGCCUGCAAAAGCUUUUUACAAAUGUAGAAAUUGAAAAUAAGUGUUUUGUUUCUAUAGGAAUUGCCGUAUGUUAAUUAAUAAUUCUAUUUAUAAACUUAGAAAAAUUGUUUCAUACUUAAUAGAAUCAAAAUGUAAGCUACGAAGGCCAUUUGUUAACAAACGGGACCUUGUAUCUUGCUAAUGCUAAGUUUAAGAUAUCACAUCACUUACUUCUUGGAUUACCAUUACCAUUAUCGGUGGUGCUACAAUAGUACAUAUGUUUUUUAUGCUAUAAUUAUACUUCUAGUUGAAACAGUGAAAGUGUCGUUAAACACGUAAAAGAAUGAAUGUGACAAGUUUGGGGUGCUGUUCAUAGGUAAGGUACUUACGUCUAGAGUGACAUCUUAAUCAACUAAAUUAUCAUCUCGUAAGUUGGAGUCCAACAACCGGUACAUAAGUUUGAUUUUACAUUUAAGAAAAACAUUUUCAACGAAAAUAGAAACUGGCCCAUUUUUAUAAGCACACAUUACUGUUUUUAAGAAAAAAAUUAAACACAUAUGUUACACUUAUAAUCAAUAUGAAGGUUAUACUAAAAUACUCAAUUAAAUAGAUACACUACAUAUAUUCCAUUCCCAUUGGCACAAUAGGCAAUACAGUUAAUUGUUUUUACGUUUUUCUGUUCAGCAUGGGUAAUUCUGGGCAUACUUAUAUAUGCUACUUAUCCAAAUCGAGAUAAAAGUUUUAAAUACCUCUUCUAUUGCAAGAAUCUUUGAAAAUGCUGGGAACGAUUCAGAUAUAAAAAGCUAGAAAGCUCAGCUUUAAAUACGAAUCAAAGCGAAAUACUGUUCCUUAACAAGUCACGUAUCUCAACGUAAAUAGGUUUUCAGUGACGUGCGAUUACAAUGUUACCAAUUUUUUACAAUUAAAAGAAGGAUGAAAAAAUUUGAUAAAAAAGUAAAACAUAAAUAAAUGAAACAUUUUAUUAAGUCAAGCAAAAAUGCACUAGUAAUGCUUACAUUCCUUUAGUUCAUUUAAAUAAACAAGUAUUGUUUUAUCAACAGAACACUUUUGGUUAAUAUAUCAUUUUCAGACCAUAUGUUAGAAAUUUAUGAGCAAGAUCAUGCUUGUUCAGUAAAUAUUCACAACAAUAGUUGCAGUGAAUAGUUCGCGGUGUCACCACGAAUGAAAAAAAUAUUUACAACAGUGAUUAUUGUGAAAAAGUGUUUAGAAUCUGUGGAUAUAAUAGAUUCG